This is a messenger RNA of Micromonas commoda, 2892 nucleotides long. RefSeq names its product chaperone, Hsp100 family, clpb-type. The transcript has a single exon. The record is from RefSeq and is a predicted model, not a curated record. Gene Ontology annotation, cellular component: cytoplasm. Gene Ontology annotation, biological process: cellular response to heat; protein refolding. Bases 1 to 2892 code for a protein of 963 amino acids. NCBI's taxonomy places the organism in Eukaryota, Viridiplantae, Chlorophyta, Mamiellophyceae, Mamiellales, Mamiellaceae. Gene Ontology annotation, molecular function: ATP binding; ATP hydrolysis activity.
AUGUCUGCCAUGGCAUCGAACGUCGCGGGCGGUCGCGUCGUCGCGUCCGCCGUCCGCCGCGACGGCAACGCGGUGCGAUCUCGACGCCCGCCCGGCCUCGGCGAGUUUCGUCCCUCUCGCCCUCUUCGCUCCAAGGUGGCGACCCGCGUGUCCGCGGACAGCGCCAAGAAGAUCUCGCAGAACGAGUUCACCGAGCGCGCGUGGGAGGCGAUCGUACUGGCGCCGGAGAUCGCCUCCAACUCGCAGCAGCAGAUCGUCGAGACCGAGCACCUGUGCAAGGCCAUGUUCGAGCAGAAGGACUCCUUCGCGCUCCGCAUCCUGACCCAGGCUGGCGUCGACCCCUCCGCGGCGGUCGGCUUCAUCGAUCGUUUCAUCUCCAGGCAGCCGAAGGUGAGCGGCGGCGCGCAGCAGGUGCUCGGUCGCCACCUCGAGGCCCUCGUCGAGGAGGCCCGCGUCCGCAGGUCCGCCAUGCGCGACGACUUUGUCGCCGUCGAGCACCUCGUCUUGGCCAUCUGCAAGGACGAGCGCGUCGGCAACGCGCUCAUGGCCGAGCUCGGCCUCAACGAGGACGCCCUCAAGAACGCGGUGACCAAGCUCAGGGGUGGCACCAACGUCACCGACCAGGGCGCCGAGGGCAAGUACGAAUCCCUCAAGAGGUACGCGAGGGAUCUCACCGCGGAGGCGCGAGCGGGUAAGCUCGACCCCGUCAUCGGUCGAGACGACGAGAUCCGAAGGACCAUCCAGAUCCUCUCCAGAAGGAGCAAGAACAACCCCGUGCUCAUCGGUGAACCCGGCGUGGGUAAGACCGCCAUCUCCGAGGGACUGGCGCAGAGGAUCGUGCAGGGCGACGUGCCUCUCUCGCUCCAGGGCGUGCAGGUGAUGUCGCUGGACAUGGGCCUCCUCAUCGCGGGCGCAAAGUUCCGCGGAGAGUUUGAGGACAGGCUCAAGGCCGUGAUGAAAGAGGUGACGGAUUCCGACGGCGGCAUCAUCCUCUUCAUCGACGAGAUCCACACCGUGGUCGGCGCGGGCGGCAGCGGCGGCAGCGGCGGAGGCAUGGACGCCGGUAACCUCCUCAAGCCGAUGCUCGGCCGCGGUGAGCUCCGAUGCAUCGGCGCCACCACCCUCGAUGAGUAUCGGCAAUACAUCGAGAAGGACCCGGCGCUCGAGCGUCGUUUCCAGAAGGUACUGAUCGAUCAGCCCUCCGUCGAGGACGCCAUCUCCAUCCUCCGCGGUUUGAGGGAGAGGUACGAGAUUCACCACGGCGUCAGCAUCAGCGACAACGCGCUGGUCGAGGCGGCUGUGCUCUCGGACCGGUACAUCGCCGACAGGUUCCUGCCCGAUAAGGCGAUCGACCUCGUGGACGAGGCUGCCGCCAAGCUCAAGAUGGAGAUCACGUCCAAGCCCACCGUCCUGGACGAGAUCGACCGCGAGAUUCUCAAGCUUCAGAUGGAGCAGCUCUCGCUCCGCAGACCUGCCGGAUCCAGGCCGUCGGAGCAGGCCAACGUUUCCGCGCGUCUCCAGCGCGUGGAAUCCGAGCUCGCGUCGCUUAUGGUCCGUCAGGACACGCUCACGUUCCAAUGGGAGCAGGAGAAGGCCAAGUUGGCUGCGAUCCAGCAGCUCAAGGAGGAGAUCGACGCCGUGCAGACGGAGGUGUCGCAGGCUGAGCGCGACUACGACCUCAACAAAGCCGCCGAGCUCAAGUACGGCUCUUUAAUGAACCUCCAGCGUGAGCUGCUCGAUGCUGAGGCGGCGAUGGACGCCGCCGCGGCGCAGGGCGGCGACCUGCUCCGCGACGAGGUCACCGAGUCCGACAUCGCCGACAUCAUCUCCAAGUGGACGGGCAUCCCCGUCUCCAAGCUUCAGGAGGGCGAGCGCGAGAAGCUCCUCAACCUACCUGCCGAGCUCCACAAGCGCGUCGUGGGGCAGGACCUCGCGGUACAGGCGGUCACGGAGGCUAUUCAGCGCUCGCGCGCGGGAUUAUCCGAUCCCAACCGCCCGAUCGCGUCGUUCAUGUUCCUCGGACCCACCGGCGUCGGCAAGACUGAGCUCGCAAAGACUCUCGCCACGUUCCUUUUCAACACCGAGGAGGCCAUGGUUCGCAUCGACAUGAGCGAGUACAUGGAAAAGCACGCGGUGUCCAGGCUCAUCGGCGCCCCUCCCGGUUACGUGGGCUUCGAGGAGGGCGGACAGCUCACCGAGGCUGUCCGACGCAGGCCCUACAGUGUCGUCCUCUUCGACGAGAUGGAGAAGGCUCACGGCGACGUGUUCAACGUGCUGCUUCAGAUCCUUGACGACGGACGCGUGACCGAUAGCCAGGGCCGGGUGGUGAACUUCAAGAACGCUAUUCUGAUCAUGACGUCCAACAUCGGCUCCCAGUUUGUGCUCGAGAACAUGAACGACAACAGCGAGGGCGGUAAGGCUUACAGGAGGGAGAGGGUGAUGGAGGCUGUCCGCGGGCACUUCCGACCAGAGUUUGUCAACCGCGUCGACGAGUACAUCGUGUUCGACCCCCUCGACUUCAACCAGGUGAGGAAGAUCGUCGAGCAGCAGGUGGAACGCGUGCGAUCCAGGCUCAAGGACCGCAAGAUCGGCCUGCGCGUGGACGAGUCGGCGAUCCAGAUGCUAUGCGAGGCUGGCUACGAUCCCAGCUUUGGCGCGAGGCCGGUGAAGCGCGCGGUGCAGCACCUGCUGGAGACAUCCUUAGCUCAGGCUAUCCUCCGCGGCGACGUCGCCGAGAACGAGCAGGCGGUCGUGUGGGCGCACGGAGAGGGUGAGGGGAGGCAGCUCCUCGUCGCGAAGGAGGAAGGUCAGAGGCAGGAGGAGCCUGCGCAGCAGGAGCUCAACGGCGCAGACCCUUACGCGCAGAUGUCCUGGGACCAAACCCCCCAGUGA